AGUAUCGUACAUUUGACUACAAUAGUUCGCACAUUUGCCACACGAUACGCUCUUCUCCCAAGCUUUCUAUUUUAGAAAUGGACAGCAAUCUUCUCUUAUUUGCAAAACGAUAUAGAAAUUUUGCGAAGCGAUCCCUAACAGCGGCUCACUUGCUACAAUGUACACAAGCAACACUAUAGCGAAGUCUUAAAGUUUCAAAGAACCGCAACGAUUUGGAGAGGAAAACUGAGAGCUUACGUAUUGCGAAGACGAAAUUGGGAACAAUAGUUAAUUAUAUCUGUCGAAGUUUCUUUACGAUUUAUAAGUCGUUUUAAAUCAUGUCCGUGACCUUUGCUCAACGCGGUAGGCCGCCACCAAAUCCUGCCCAAAUACAGAAGAUGCUUGAUGAAAAUAGUCAGCUUAUACAAACAAUACAGGAAUAUCAAAGUAAAGGAAAACCACAAGAAUGUAUACAGUACCAACAAAUGCUGCAUCGCAAUUUAGUAUAUUUAGCAUCAAUUGCUGAUGCAAAUCAAAAUAUACAAGCAUUAUUACCGCCUCCGCAAGGAAUUCCUAAUGGUCCUCAACAUGGUAUGAUGAAUCCACAAGGUCUACCAAAUGCCCCUACAGGAACUAGUGGACCUGGAGGAGAGAUACCUCCAUCCAAUCAGCCAACAUUACCUAUGUCAAGUUUUAGCCAAGGACAACCAAUGUCACAAGGUGGAUAUCGUGGUCCUGUAAUGCCUGGACAAGGACCUGCUAUAAGUAGACCACCUACUGCACCUGGUCCACAGCAAUAUAGAGGACCCCAAGGUUAUCCUCAACAACCUUCACAACAAGGUUAUCCUGCUCAGUAUGCCAAUCAAAAUUCUGGAUCCAAUUAUCAAGGACCACAAGGAUCUGCAUACACCCCAGGACAACCAAAUCAGUAUGGACCACCAAAUACUUCACAACAACAAGGAUAUAGUACAUCCAACCAGCCAAACUAUGGACCUCCAACUACGGUAAAUAGUUAUGGUCCCCAACCGGGUGGAUAUCCACCACCGGGAAGCACGCAACCUCCUACGGGUUAUGGUCCACCGCCGCCGAAUCAGCAGGGCUAUCCUCCUUCUAAUCCUUCUCAACAAAAUUUCCCAUCAAGCGGUCAACAACAACAACCGGGACAGUAUGGUAGUCCUAGCCCACAGCCAAAUUAUCAACAACCACCAUCACAAGCUCCACCUCAGAAUGCAUAUGGAGGUGGUCAACCUGGCAAUUAUCCUCCUCCAUCAUCUCAAGCAUAUGCCAAUAAUGUUCCACCUCAGAAUUAUGCAGCUCCUCCCACCUCUAGUGCUCAGCCUCCACAACCUGGUUCUCAACAAAAUACUGGACCUCAGCCUAAUUAUGGUAACCAACCAAGUCCUGGUCCUGGUGCAACUCAGUAUGGUCCAGUUUCUACGUCUCCUCCGUUUAGUACUGCCUCUGCCAGUGGAAUCAAUACUUAUGCUCAAAGUAGCCAACCAACGAGUACACCGUCUGCUUCAACUCAAACUUAUCCACCGAGUAGUGGUCCACCGCCUACUUCGCAAGGCGGAAAUUAUGCUCCCCCAGGCCCUGCUCCAUCUGGCUAUCCAGUGCACCAAACGCCUCAUCCGACGUCGCAUCCACCGCAUCAACCGCCACAUCAGUCUCCGCAUCAACCUUCUCAUGCUCCCCAUCAACCACCUCAUCAACCAUCUCAUCAGUCUUCUCAUCAACCUCCUUCGCAUCAAUCGCCGCAUCAACCACAACAGUCUCAACAACAAUCUCAAACACCACCACAAUCACAACAACAAUCUCAGAGUCCUGCCCCAAGCGGAUUUCAACCACCAUCAGGACCUCCUCAAGGUCCUGCUCCACCACCGGGGCCACAACCGCAACCUGGCUACGGUCCAGCCACUACUCAGACAUAUGUGCCACCAACGCCUGGUGGUCAGCCACAGGUAUACACUCCUCAUCCUCCUCAGGGUGGUCAGCAUUAUGGACAUCCACAGUAUCCUCCUCAGAGUUAUCCACCACCACCAACAGGUCAAGGAUAUCCGCAAUAUCCACCGCGGCCACCUGGUGGUCACAUGCCUCCUCCACCUGGACCUCAGGGACCUCCACCACCAAAUCAGUACGGAGGUUAUGGAUACCAACCACCACCACAAUAAAGUAUAUGUUAAUGUAAAUUCGUAUAAUAAUCAAAUUUAAUAUAAAAACAAUUCAGUUGCAAAUUUGUAACAAAUGACAUAUAACAUCUUUACUUUAAGAAUUUAAUUCUAAAUAGCAUAUCGUCCAAUGUUAUAUAAUGAGGCAAAUAAUAGAAAAUUAUAUAUAAGGAAAAGUGCUGCUAAAAUUUCAUUAAAAUUAUCAUGAGGAAUUUCAUUACAAGAUACUUUAACAUUGAAAUGAUUUGUGUAAGUUGCAUCUUGUAUAUGCGUUUUAAUAUGUUCAAAAAGCUGCCUACUUCAAAAAUUUUAUUUAAUUAUGAAUAAUAAAGGUUUGGAAACAUCUUAAUUCUUAAGAUAUUAUCAUAAACUAUUUUAUUGUAAUAUUACAGUUUCAGUUUCAUGCAUUUGCGGUUCCAUAUUUAUAGAGAUGUAUGAUGCAAACUGUGCAUUUUUAUUAUUUAAUUUUAAUACAUAAACUUAUGCAUCAUUUAAAAAUCUGUGUAGCUUGGGAAUUUCGGUGUGCACAAUGCAGCAUAAACAUAUCUGUUACACCGAAAUAAAGUGUAUGAAACAAGA
Molecule: messenger RNA, 2726 nt
Organism: Megachile rotundata (alfalfa leafcutting bee)
Lineage: Eukaryota; Metazoa; Arthropoda; Insecta; Hymenoptera; Megachilidae
Source: RefSeq, a predicted model, not a curated record